AUGUUUUUGGCCGCGGAUGGAUAUCAGAAAUACACGAAACCGCUGCAGAUUAUGAAGCCGGACGAGGUCAGUUUGGAAAGGGAAUUCUAUUUCGGAAGAGACGGGAAUGACGGGAGCUUUUUGGAUUUUCGAUGAGCUCAAUUCUUCACAUCUCUGUGUUUCAAGGAUGGCCUAUGAUUCAGGCUAUGAAAUGUGAUUACUCACGCCCUAAUUGACUAUGCAACGUUAAUAAUUGUUUAAAAUUGAGGUAUUCUCGCAUUAUCUAUGUUUGUUUCGCAUGUGCUUCAUUAAUAUGAAGGAUAGAGUGAUUGUGAUACGUAGCUUUUUCAAUCUGAUUUAAAAUAACAUACUACUAUUUUGAGCAUUGACGUCUGUUUAACUUUCCCGACCUAUUUGUAGCAGUAAUGUCUUUUUCAUCUCAUCUUUCUAAUAAUUUCCAGAACGGCGUCUACGCGUACGACAUGAAAAUCCGAAAGAAAUUGACGAUGAGCUAUCAGAAUGACAACGCGGCGAAACACGCGACGCCCGUCGACUACGACUACAAAACUGUAAAAUUCCCCCCUUUCGCCUAUAAAUAUGACGAACGUUUCCAGCAAAAAUGGACGAAACGAGAGCCGAAUCAGUUGAUGCCGUGCUUCCAGAACUACUCGUUCAAUAUCGAGUCCGAUCCGGGAGACGCGGAUAAAAUGGAAGAUGUGCUCGUGGCGGACGGACUGCACAAAAGGGUCAUCACCAUCAACAAUGACAUGUAAGUGGAAAAAAGGGAAAAGUUGAUGUGUACCUAGAGAAGAAGUAUAUAGUAAAUAAGGAAGUAAAACUUGACACUAACCUGAAACUGACAACAUUUCUUCAUCAUAAUUGAGUGCCUCACAGGCCCGGGGAGCCGAUCGUGGUGCCGUACAUGUCGGAAGUAUGGAUCCGCGUGAGCAACCAGAUCCUCAUGGACUCGAUGACGAUCCACGUGCACGGCAUCGACAAACACGGCAUGUGGUACAUGGACGGCGUCGCUUUCGUGCAGCAGUGUCCGAUUCAGAGCACAAAUCGCUUCGAGUAUCGGUUCAUUGCGGACAAUAAAGGAACGCAUUGGUACCACGGACACAUGCAAACGGACAGGGGCGACGGAAUCGCCGGAGGUACGGUUGAUUGAGUCGAUAGUAUCCUUUUUGAAUAAAUUGAACAAUGAUUAGCUUCGAUCAAAAGUGGGGAGCUUGACGAUUGAAUUGUAGUGUAAUAGUAAAAGUAAAUGACACAUUCAAUUCGUAAUAUUGUUUCGCAGCGCACAGAAGUAUACUUGAAACUUCUGUGCAACAAAAAACAUGUUGCUGUUUUAACCUGUCUACAUUUAGUUGUUGAGCAUCUCGACAUACUGAAUAACCACAUCAUACCGUACGUCCUCAUCGUUUUUCCAGGAUUCAUAGUGGUCGAUCAGAACGACACUUCGGUCCCGACUCUCGAUGAUCGAAAGAGAAUCAUUCCAAGCAGAGAAUACUUUAUCCUUCUUCAGGUGAGCGAGCAUCCAUCAUACAAACAUUCAAACAAUUCAUCUCAAUUCCAGGAUUGGGCGACAAAAGUCGGAGAAGAGGCGUGGAUGCAAUUGGAGGACAAGACCAUGAAAUGGAUGUACGGAUACGAUGACUUCACAAAGUGCUGGGAGCCAACUAGGACCUCAGACGGAGGAAAUGUGGGCGGAGCCGUGCCGAUCUCGGCGAUUCUGCUCAACGACAAAGGAUGGUACGACCACGACAUUGUGAAGACCCAACCGUUCAACCUGCCUCUCGAGAGAUUCAAGAUCAACGCCAGCGAAGACGUUCUCUUCCGAAUCGUGAACGGAGGAGUGGCCCAGGAACUGAUGCUGUACGUGGAGGGCCAUUCGAUGGUGGUCGUCUCGGCGGAUGGAGAUGAAGUCGUCCCGAUGCAGGUGGACAGACUCAUCGUGUUCCCGGGAGAGCGCUACGACAUUCUCAUCAAAGGACUGGACAAACCGACGAAGAGGAGCUACCGGAUCCAGGUGGAGACCGUUCAGAAGUACUUUUUCGACUGGACCGAGAUCCCGAUCACCUACGGAUUCGGAUUCGUGGAGUACGAGGAUAGCAGUCUGCCGGAGGAGAAGGUCACUCGUAAGUUACCCUGUCUGACAUCCUCUUUACCGCUUUUCCAGCCAAUCUGCUGCAUCCGGAGUGCACGUCGGACAAAAAGUGCUCCGUGCUCAAUUGUCCGUUCGAAAAAUGGGUCGCCCAGCCGAACUUCACGUGCAUUUCCUACGAUAAACUCGAGAAUCCGUAUGCGGACAGCAUCGAGCAGGAGAUUCUUCAGGCGACAGAGUUCAACGGCGGGUUCGAGGUGAUUUCACGGGUUCAAACUAUUGAUUUCUGUUAUUGAUGCUACCCGCAAAGCGAUCUCAGCGAGCUCACUACGAGGUAUUACAGGAACACUUCAUAAACAUGCACCAUGACUCGCAAAUGGACCAAUUCCUGUUCCAGUUCCCCUGGGGAAUUCCCUAUUAUCACUCGAAUGACAUGUCCUCCAUUUCGACGGUAAGCACUGCUUCUUUUAACAUCACAAAAACAUUUUCCGAAGUGACGACUCUCAAAGUGUUCCACGUGCAAAUUCCAGGAUUGUUCCCAAACGGCUUGCGCGAACAACUCGGCCUCGGAUCUGGACACCACGUGCCGUUGCUUCUACCAUUUGGAGCACAAACUGAACAACAUUGUGCAGAUCACCCUGUACAACAUGGGAUUGGGCGGCGCGAUGGGCACCGGAUACGCGCAUCCAUUCCACCUGCACGGCCAUCACUUUUACGUGAUGAAAGUGGGAUGGCCGACGUACAACGAGAGCGGCUUCAUCGAUCAAAUGAACGCGGACAUUGAUUGUCCGGGACCGGAUGUCAGUUGCAACGGAAAGAAAUGGAGAAAGACCGAGUGGCUGGGCGGGGCGUUGGAGGGAAUGAAUGUGAAGAAUCCGACGAAGAGGGACACGAUCACACUUCCCGUCGGCGGAUACAUCACUAUCAGGUGAGCAUUGCAUCUAAAAGAAAGUAAAAAGAUUGCUCACUUAAUAGAAUAAUCUAACAUAAGAACUCUCAUAUGAGUUUGGUGAAACAGUAAAGUUAUAACUGGGUUAGAAGACGUCCUAGAGUUCGGAAAAGUUUUGUGUGACAUCUUCAUACAUACAUCUACUGUACACAUUUUCAGAUUUCGUGCAGUAAACCCCGGCUGGUGGUUCGCGCAUUGCCAUUUGGAACUUCAUUUGAUGGGCGGAACUGGAUACGCGUACAAGGUAACUAUUCAAAUCAGUGUAACUCGGCUGCCUGUGGAAAUAUCAAAAUGAGGUCAACUGAUAAUAUGUAGACAAUGUCUUAAAGAACAAUUUAUCAGUUGGCAACAUUUUGAUAUCUGCACCGACAGCUGAGAUAUAUCGUUUUGAAUGAACGGCAUUCCAUAAAUCCUGUAUUAGCAUUGAUGUUUCAAAGUUGUAAAAUGUGAAUUCAGGUGGGGAACGACAACCAAAUCUACAUGCCUCCGGACAAUUUCCCGCACGAUUGCGGCAGUUUCAAAGUGGACAAACUGCCCGAAUUACGGCUUCCCAAAUCGGACAAUUCGGCCGUUUCACUCAAAUUAUUAUCCGUUUUUCUACUUUUAUCGUUUAUCAAUUGUCUUCAAAUUUUGACCUAAAUACGAUCUAUUUAAAUCAGAAAUGUUGCAAUGUCUCUUUUUUUGCCAGAAUUCUCAGUAAACAAGAUCCCAGUUUGCAAUAGAUUGAGCUCAUAGUUUGUUCGAUAUUGCUAUUACUGUUAUUCGUGAACUUUGAUCUCAUCACGCGUGUUGCUAUGACGAUAAGAGAGAAAAAGAAUCAGUUCCGACAAAAAUUUGUGAACAUUUAGACGUUUCUGGAAAAAAGAUGGAAAUCGUACCGUUCGGUGAGUUUCCCAAACCUUUUUAGGUACAUUUUAUGGAAUUUCAGCGAAAAUAGUGCUCGAAAUAUCGACCGUUCUCGGUUUGACCGUCAAAAUUGUGUCGCAAUGUGCGAAAAAGAAGCAGCAGAAGCCGGAGUCCUCGCAUUCGAGCAAGGCGAGCAAGGUUCGAGCAACUAGAUGCCUUAUAGCUCAAACCUUUUUUUGCAGAAGCAAGGAAAGAAACUCGAAGUUUCACAAUUCACACCAGUCGAUCAGCCAAAGGUGUCUUCGAUGCAGAAGAGUCGAAAGAGCGAGAAGAAGGAGGAGACGAAGGAUCCGGGCAAGAAGGCGACGGUCCCGGAAGGGGGCAAGCAGCCGAGCGAGCGGGAUUCGAAGAAGGCGAAGGAGGAGGCGAAGAAGAGCGAAAUGAAGCAGGGCACGUCUUCGCAGAAGAACCAGCCGACGAAGCCGAUGGACGGGACACAGGCGGCGCAGACGGACGGAGCACAGGUCGGAGGCAAAGGCGAUGCAGGGAAGGACGACGAGCCGAAGGUUAUCAGGGCGGAGGAGUGUCCCGACAUGGAGGAGACUAUCGAGGAGAACAGGAAUCGUGAGUGCUACUACAAUAACCCGGAACUUCGUCCCUUUUCAGCCGCAUUCACGGAUCGCAUCGAAGCGUUCAUCAACACAAAUCCGCACAUGAUUCUCGCGCCGUCCAACGUCAAAUACCUCGGAAAUAUCGAUCAGGAGAACGUACGGAAAACCCUAAAAAGCCAUCGAGACUCUUGUAUUUGCAGGAAGAAAAGUCGAAAAAGGAUGACGAUGAGGACAAGGAAAUAAUUGCGGCGUGUGCGAAAUUGGGAUACAAGACGGAAAUGAAGCUGAAGCCAGCCGGAGAAAAGACGAUGAAGAGGGACGUGGAAUCGGAGAAGAAGGCGUCCGACGACCCGAAACAGAGAGUGGUGCUGAAGAAGGAGAAGUGCGUGAUGGUGGAGACAAAGGAACUUCAGACGGAGGAGGAGGAGGAUGUGAUGAAGGAAGGCGCCGCGCCCGAACCACUCUAG
Messenger RNA from Caenorhabditis sp. 36 PRJEB53466, 4956 nucleotides. Lineage: Eukaryota; Metazoa; Nematoda; Chromadorea; Rhabditida; Rhabditidae. The record is from the annotation of a GenBank genome assembly.